Molecule: messenger RNA, 433 nt
Organism: Hyalella azteca
Lineage: Eukaryota; Metazoa; Arthropoda; Malacostraca; Amphipoda; Hyalellidae
Gene: mRpS21
Product: 28S ribosomal protein S21, mitochondrial
Exons: 4
Coding region: 71-382 (103 amino acids)
Biological process (GO): translation
Cellular component (GO): ribosome
Molecular function (GO): structural constituent of ribosome
Source: RefSeq, a predicted model, not a curated record
UGGCAGGUUGGUUGCCAGUGUUGUUACUAUGUAGGUUAUAACUUUGGCAGGUUAUUGGUAGCGAUUCAAAAUGGCAUUUAUAGGUUUGAGAUAUCCUGCUUUGAACCACAUCAGUCUUCGCAGCUUCCCCAAGUUUGUUGGGAGAACUGUUAUGGUCAAGGAUAACGAUGUUGAAUCUUCAAUGAGACUCAUCAACAGGAUAAUGAGUGAAGAGGGCAUGCUAAAACGUUACCGCCUCAAUCUCCGUUAUGAAAAACCCUAUUUGGUUCGUCGUAGACUCAACUACGAAAAAGCCAAGGCAAUCUACGACGAGGACAUGGCUAGGAAGAUCAACUUCGUAAUGAGAAAGAACAGAGUGGAUCCUUGGGUAGGAUCUACAUAGCCCCCCACUUGUGUGUAAAUAUUUAAAAUAAAACAUAUACAUUAGUAUCAA